Limulus polyphemus (Atlantic horseshoe crab) is the source of this 531-nucleotide messenger RNA. Its product is annotated as forkhead box protein K1-like. The record is from RefSeq and is a predicted model, not a curated record. Lineage: Eukaryota; Metazoa; Arthropoda; Merostomata; Xiphosura; Limulidae. Gene Ontology annotation, biological process: regulation of transcription by RNA polymerase II. The coding region runs from base 95 to 508 and encodes 137 amino acids. Gene Ontology annotation, molecular function: protein binding; RNA polymerase II cis-regulatory region sequence-specific DNA binding; DNA-binding transcription factor activity, RNA polymerase II-specific. The transcript is spliced from 2 exons.
GUGCUCUGUUGCCGUGCUCAUUGAUUGUAAUGAGAUGGAUCUCUUCUCGUUUGUGGUGGUAGCCAUAUUGGAGUGAGUGUGAAGAUAGUUGCUCAUGUCUACGAUACAAAAACCAUCGGAUAAUGACGCUUGGGCGCUUUUGGCCCUAAAACCGGCUCCUGCUAGCCCUUCUAAGGUUCAAUGGAGCCCAGAAUCGAAAGGAACCGCCAUAGCACGUCUUGAAGGAAGAGAAUUUGAAUACAUGAUUCGGCAAAAUCGCAUUACUAUAGGAAGAAAUAGCAGUCGAGGCGAGGUAGACGUGAAUAUGGGACAUUCAAGUUUUAUAUCUAGAAGGCAUUUAGAAGUUUAUUUUGAGAGUCCACACUUCUUUAUGAACUGUAAUGGAAAGAAUGGAGUAUUUGUUGAUGGAGUUUUUCAAAGGAAAGGUGCACCACCGUUACAGUUGCCAAAAACAUUUUUUACUUUUAUCACCAAACUACUAUUUUUGAAAAGUCGCUGGAUACAUUAACUCUUGUGUUUUGUAAUAUGGCA